Messenger RNA from Larimichthys crocea (large yellow croaker), 6238 nucleotides. It is a transcript of the gene cabp7b, whose product is annotated as calcium binding protein 7b. Gene Ontology annotation, cellular component: trans-Golgi network membrane. Lineage: Eukaryota; Metazoa; Chordata; Actinopteri; Sciaenidae. The record is from RefSeq and is a predicted model, not a curated record. Bases 862 to 1503 code for a protein of 213 amino acids. Gene Ontology annotation, molecular function: calcium ion binding. The transcript has 5 exons.
GCUUCCUCAUACAGCGUGUCUGUAUCAGAUGAGAAGAGAGGGGCUCUCCCGGAUUCCCUUGGAGCUGCUCUCCAGGAAAAAAGAAAUGUUACAAGAUUUUAUUUAUACCUCGUUUACCGGAUAGGAUCACUGCUGCUGUCUCUUUCUUUUUUUUUUUAAUUUAUCUUGUAUCAUCGAUUCCUGCCUUCUUCUUCUUUCUUCGUUUUUUUUUAAGAAGAUGCCGAUACGGGGAAGAAAAGUGAGGCAGACUAUGUCGGGAAUAGACAGUUUGGAGUAGGAAGCAGUGCAAUAAAUAAGGAAAAGGUCGAUUUAGUGUUUUUCUUGUCCUUCAGAUUAUCAUCUAUCUUUCUUUUUCUUUCUUUUUUUUAAUCCUGAAAUGCAGCAGCUAUGCGUACAGAAAGUAGCCUGUUUAUCUAUUUGAUUGCACCGAGAUUUUAAUAUGAGCAAAUAAAUAUCUGGCAUUAAAUGCCUAAAAGAAAACACCCAGACAAGGCUGCAGCUUCGCUCAUCAGGCUAUGAAGUAAAAGUUUGAUAUCAUUUUUAUGAACGGGCAUUACCUAUUUGCUUCAUACCUUGCUUACAGUAGGCUGCAGGGUAAGCAUUGACACCAAAUGCGAUUUACAAGCUGCAUUAUUGGAUAAACGCGCAGUGCCCGGUGCGAGCUGAUCUCCUCAGAUUGUAGCAUUAUCGGAAAUAUAUUGAAAUAAAAGAAAACAGGAACUUUGCGGAGGGGUUUUCCCCCUGUUUCCUGUGCUUGAUAUUUUGUUUAAAGGCAGUAGCAAAAGGGUCUGUCUCGAAAAAACUCCGGAGAGCUAGGCUAUAUGAAGAUCGCCACACAGUUGUUGGUUUUCCCUCGCAGAAAUGCCAGUGCGUGCUGUGACCACCAGGUUCAUGUACAAGGGACUUUGCACUAUUCCAGAUGUCCUCUCCUACCGGACCCCUGUUAUCCUGCCCGAGGAUGAGGUGGAAGAGAUUCGCGAGGCGUUCAAAGUAUUUGACAGAGAUGGAAAUGGAUUUAUCUCAAAGCAGGAGUUGGGGAUGGCCAUGCGCUCACUGGGCUACAUGCCCAAUGAGGUGGAGCUGGAGGUUAUCAUCCAAAGACUUGACAUAGAUGGUGACGGUCAAGUCGGCUUUGAGGAAUUCGUCACAUUGCUUGGUCCUAAACUUUCGUCUGCUGGAAUGCCCGAUAAGUUCCACGGAGCAGACUUUGAUUCAGUGUUUUGGAAGUGUGACAUGCAGAAACUGACAGUGGAUGAGCUUAAGAGACUGCUUUACGAUACUUUUCGUGACCACCUCACCAUGAAAGACAUUGAGAACAUCAUCAUGACUGAGGAAAGCCACCUGAACAGUCCAGAGUCCCACGUGGAUAUUGACACAAGCCCAACACAACAGGAAAAACACACAUGCGUGCGUAAAAGCCUGAUUUGUGCCUUCGCCAUUGCAUUCAUCAUCAGCGUUAUGCUCAUUGCAGCAAAUCAAAUGCUCCGCAGAGGAAUGAAGUAAAUGCUUGUUUCCAGCUGGUUACAAGGAGAUUAAAGGACAGACAAUGGAAGAAAGCAAACAUUAACCAAAAUACUUGACAGUUUUUUGGUUUUGUUCAAUGUUUUCAACACCCACGAUGAUGCUAUCACAGCUUCCCUCUAUAAUGGAUGAAAUGAUCUCAUGCAAUGGUUUUGUAUGGCCACUAAUCAUAACAUACCAUGGUUAAAAGGAUAGAACGAAAUGAAGACAUUUCAAGGGCUGAUUAGUAUUCUAAACAGUGAGUCAAAUUUCUGAUGUUUUCUAAGAAAUUAGUUAGGAAACCCAAAUGUAGAAGACUUCAGUAUUUCAGUGUACAGUAUGUGCUGUAGUAAUAGCUGUGCUGUGUCUAACAAAACAAUUAAUGUUGCUGAUGAGAACUCUGCCAUUGGGAAUAAUGAUAGUAUUGAUGAUAGUAAUUAAGCAAUAUAAAAGUGUUGAUGGGCUACAUAUUAAAUAGUUUGAAAUCAUAAGGAUAAAUGUCUGGACAUAAUGUGUCUCUUUUAAAUGAAGUGUUUAUUUUAUUGCCAAUAUUUCCAGUCCGGUCCAGUUCACAUCCAGAAAUACUAAACCAGAAUCAUCUGUGAUCUGAAUUUAAACAAAAGAGCAGCUGAACAGAUUCAAAACACAGGACUGGAUGACUCAUCUAAGCUGUACAAGUCUGUUGAAUUCAAUAUUUAACAUAUAGACAGCUUUUGAUGGUUCACAAUAUUGGUCCAGACAGAAAUAUCUCAAACAGUUCCCAGAGAACAAAUCUUAGUGACUUUUUUUUUUGAUCUCCUGACUUUUGCUUUAAAGCCGCUAGUAGAUCAAAGUUUUCUCUUAUCCUGUGAAAUACUACUGGAUGGAUUGGUAUAUAAUUUGGUACAUUUAUGGUUUGUUGAGGAUUUCUUUCAAUUAUUUUGGUUAUCCCUUGAUUUUUCCUGUAGCAUCAGCAUGAGGUUGUGGUUUUUGAGUGAAAUGUCUCAACCGUUGACGACUGAAGUGCCAUGAAAUUUGGACAUUCAUGUGCCCAUACGAAUAACUGUAAUACAUCCGUGAUUCCUUAACCUUUCAUGUAGUACCACCAUGAGGUCCAAUACUUUGGUUUAUGACAGAAUUUUUAAUGACAUUCAUACUCAACCUCAGUGUUUAGUGCUACUUAGCAAAUGAUAGCAUGCUCAUACGUGCUGCAUGUUAAUAUUGUCAAUGUGAGCAUGCUGCCAUGCUAGCAUUAGCAUUUAGCUCAAAGCACUGUCAUGCCUAAGUACAGCCUCUCAGAGCCGCUAGCAUGGCUGUAGACUUUUGGUCUCGUAAAAAUAUUGUGAAGCUACACAUGUCUUUAGAACAACGCACAGGGGGUGUGAAAUCACGCAAAUCUGUCAGGUGCACUGCUUAAAUGCUACAAACAGCAACCAUUUCAUAUUUUGUAAAGCAUCAUGUUACUAUCCAACUAGAGCUAGCUCAGCUUAAACUGAAGUAAAAAGGCACAUGAUAUUUACAAGCAAAGAAAAAAAAAAUCCCAAAUGUUUCCGUCAUGACAACGAGAAGUACAAAAAAACCCAACAAUUUGAAUAAACUGGUGAACAAGCACAGGAACACACCGGACAGCACUGCCAAAAAAGAAGGAUGGAAAAGAGACGUGGAAAUUCCACCACACACUGCAGACUCAUGUCAGCUGAUCUGCAGAGAAAUCCCACGGUUCAUUUCUGAAGACGUCACACUUUUCUAAAAAUUAAUGGGUUUGUUUUAAAGCUCGGGGUGAGCCUUCUUGGCUGAGCAGCUUGGGAUUGAUUUGUAAAUCAAACAGCUGUUUUCUCAGCUGGAAAUGUGAAUUAAGCGGAGGUGAACAGUUAAGUUGAAAUAAAAGACAGGGUACAGAAGGAAAUCACAAAAUCCCUCUAAGAAAUAUCAGUGUGCAGAGUUAUUUAUGCAAAAAGUCCAGAACAAACAUUAAUAUUAAUCUAUUGACCAUCAUGUAACUUGGUAAAACAUGGUUUAUACUCACAGUCUGCUGUGACACAUGCACAAUUUUGCUGCAUAUUUCAAAUCUGUGCAUCCAUGAUAGGCAUCACAAUGAAACACAACUGGGUUGCUCUAUGAACUGAGCUACCAGCUGUGAACAAAUUCAACCAUGACCGAGUUUAUGUUUCGACAAAACACGGUGUUAACUGUCACAAUGAGAGCUAAUGAGGAUGAAAUUAACACGACACACACUUGCAUGUGCAUUAAACUAGAAAUAAAUGUGUGUUCUAUGUGUGUGAGAUCAAAUUUUGAAUUCAGAUGUAUGUAUUCAAAUAAUUAUGCAAUUUGUAAAGUGAUUGUUGCAAAAAAAAAACAAAAAAAAAAAAACUCAGUAUUUGACAUUUUCCUGUAAAUGUCGAAUUUUUGUGGAUGUGCAGACGAUAUCAAAAAUACUAAAUACUUUGCAGUAUGCUGUGAACGAUAAUUUAACAUAUCAUGAAAAAUGUUGUUUUCUGGCUUUUUACAUGGACCACCAAAACAACAUAUUGUUUAAAGUAUAACAUGGUUAUAUUUUCUUACUUGAAAGUGAUACAUUAAAUCUAUGUGAUUUUAUUAUGAAUGUAAGCGUAAUGUUUUGUAUAAAACAAACAAUACAGAAAAUAUACAAAAAAUAUCAGGUUUCUGAUGUAUAAUUUCCAGGCUGACUGGACAUAUUCACUUACAUUAACUUUUCAGAUUUGUUAAGAUUCAUUUUUCAGGAUGAUUUCUUUAAUAAAUACUUGUCAAAUUUGAUUUUACAAAAUGCUAUAUAUUUUUUCUUGCUCUUUUUAUCUUGAAGUUUAUCAAAGCUAUAUCACAAGAGGAAAAGUGUGAAACAGUGAGACUCAUUCUGGCAAUAAAAGUGAUAUUUUAUCUCGUAUAUAGUAUCUGUUUAAGUCUACUUAUAUGACAUCACAUUACCUCUUCAUGUGAACAUAUCAUGUAAGGUUAUGGGUUUUGUGUGAAUGCAAAAUAUACUUAUCGUGUCAAAUCUUGUCAUAUGACAUAUAAGCAAAUAUCGUGUCCUAUUCUGUAUGUUACAGUGUUUUAAUGAGCAGAUUUAUGUACAAUUUGUCUUAAUUGUUGUUAUCAAUUUAAUUUGGACUGUAUAGAUGUCUUCUGUUGUGUGCCUUUGUCAUUUGGAGUAAAAACUGCACUUUCAUGCCUUGACUUAAAGUAGCUUUAGACAGACUUUUAGAAAGAUGGGACAUCCAUUUGACAAAAUCACCACCUUUGACAAAAAUAAAUCUGAAGUUAAAUGUAUUUUUGACUUGAAAUGACUUGUCCGUAAUACAAUAAGUAUUCAUGUCUUUCAGGCUCCCCUAUAUUCUUGAUAAAAGUUUCCAGUUAACAUUUGUUGUACCAUCCUACUGUGACAUUACUACUAACUCUAAUGUCUAGAUUGAGAAUAUCCAGCGCUGUUUUAUUUGUUACUGCACAUGUAGAGGUUACUGCAUCAAUUAUACACUAAUGUAAGUGGUGUCUAGAUGCAUGUAGUCCAAUAAAAAUCAAAGGCAUUAAAAAUGAACUUGCUCUCUGUUGUUUUCUAUUUAUAAAUGUGACAUUGGUCACAAAUUAAAACCACAUAGUUGAUGCUAACAUCGAAUACAGAGGAUUAAAAAGAAGAGCAGAUCUUGGUGAGGAUGUUUCUCAGAGAAACAGAGUAAAAUUCUGAAUUCAUUCCACAUUCAACAGUUUAAGACCAGGAGCCCUCCAGGAGGGGAGAGCAGUCAGGAUCCGUUGGUGUGAUGGCCAUGCCAGUGCAGCAUUGGGCAUGUUAAGCAGGCAUUAGUAACAGAGCAAAGACUGCAAAGAUUUUCUUUGUACUUAUAUAGUGCUGCACUUUAUCUAGCACGUACACAAGCAUCCAUGCUUUGGAAUUAAGAAUAACUGUAUUCAUAAAGUCUGAGAGUACAUGAAGUAAUUUAAGAGGCUUAGAUCUGCGGUUAGGAGGUGAAGUGUCACUUUUUUUAAUAUACAGCAUACACCUCUUAGAUUCAAGUUGGCGGUUUAUGUGAAAUUCAUUAAGGGAGCCGAAUUAUUCACAAGAGGGAAGCUUCAGAGUGCAUGAAUGAAUGAAUGAAUGAUGAAAGCUGCCUUAAAGUGUAACUAAACCCUCAAACCACUUAUUUCAGAUCCAGUUUAUUUAAUAACCAGUUCCAAAUCUGGCAGUUUAGUGCAAAGUAUUUGAAUUACACAUAUUGUGGUAAAAAUGUGCACAGCUACCUCCCUCUACUGGUUGAAACGUGGAUGUUGCAUUAGAAAGUCGCUAUUGGCUGAUUUUGGGGGCAGGUGACAUCAUGGUGGCAGCUUUCAUCACCAAUCAACGAGGCCACGCCCACUAUAAUGACUGUCCUCUGCUCAUUUUUAAUUCAAUUUGCUGAGGGAAAGGGGGCAAACUUUGGGGAAUUUAGUUACAUUUUAAUGAACAUAAUUAGGGCUACAGUGAGGGAUGCGUUUGAAGGGGGGUUACGGGACAUACAAAGAGGACUGACAAACAAUAAAUAAAGCCACAUGCUCAAUAGUUAAAUAUGACAUGACAAUAUGAAAUAUUAGUUGCACUUUUCAAAGCCAACCAUUUACUUUAAAAAGUACCUUUUUACAUUUUAUUUACCAUCUUUACUAUUUAGGAAGUUAAGUGGUGUUUUCCAGUGGCUGGGUUAAAAAAAGAAAAGAAAAAAAAAAUUCAGUCAGAUCAGUGAUUCCCCCCGGUGACGCAGCACGGGAUUAAAAUAAA